Magnolia sinica is the source of this 2748-nucleotide messenger RNA. Its product is annotated as E3 ubiquitin-protein ligase WAV3-like. The transcript has 2 exons. Lineage: Eukaryota; Viridiplantae; Streptophyta; Magnoliopsida; Magnoliales; Magnoliaceae. The coding region runs from base 355 to 2526 and encodes 723 amino acids. The record is from RefSeq and is a predicted model, not a curated record.
UAUUCUUAUAUAGAGGAAAAAGGAGAAAAGGCUGCUGUUUUAAAUCCCAAAGGUCAAAACCAGACCUCUCAUGGCGGCCAUGAACGAGUAGGAGAAAGAGCUCCUUUUUUGACCCGAUCUUGCUCUUUUGGCCUUUUUAGGGGUUUUUUCCUUUUCUUUUUUCAAAUCUCUAAUACAAAAACCCUUGUCAGCCCUUCCUAUCUCAACUCUCCUCCCGUUUCUUCCACCUCAGACUCCCCUCGAUUCGAAGAAAAAGGUACAGAAACGCUAUCGCUUCUGCUCCUUAUGCCCGUUUUCGAGAUUUGAAGUCUCGUUUUCGAAGAUUCUGUUGAAGAACCUCAGAUCUAGAAGAGAAUGGCGAGUAGGUGGAGCAAAGCAAAGGUUGCUCUGGGUUUAAAUCUCUGCGUCUACGUUCCUAGAUCUCACGACGACGCGUCGCCGUCCGUUGAUGUCGCCGCCAGGUUUUCCGACGUAUCUCUGGCUUCUGCGGCCACCGGCAACUCACAUUCCCGGCCGGCGAUGCCGACUACGCCGACUCCGUCGAGCUCUGGGCUCCGAUUGGCGAAGACGGGGAGCAGAUCCUCUAAGAGAACCUGUGCUAUAUGCUUGGGCUCCAUGAAACCUGGCAACGGUCAUGCUCUCUUCACAGCUGAAUGCUCUCACACCUUCCAUUUCCACUGCAUUGCAUCGAACGUGAAGCACGGCAACCAGAUCUGCCCUGUUUGCAGAGCCAAGUGGAAGGAAAUCCCUUUCCAAGGCCCCUCCUCCUCAGAUCUCAACCAUGGAAGAGCAAGAAUCAACCCAGUCGACUGGGCCCAAGAUGAUAACUUUAUGACUGUAUUGCGUCGGCUCCCUCCCCCUCGUGUGGAUACUAAUAGGCAGAUUGCAUCUUCUCUCUUCCCCACUUCUGAGCCAAGCAGUUUCAGUGACGAUGAGCCCUUGGAUCCUCAACCCCAGAAGCCGGAGAAGAGCUCUCCGGCCAUGGAGGUAGACACCAGCCGGACAAGAACAGUAGAAAUCAAAAUGUACCCAGAAUUCUCUGCUGUCCCAAGGUCUGCCUCCCAUGAGAACUUCGCCGUUCUGAUCCAUCUCAAAGCACCAUUCACUGCUCCUAGACAGAAUUCCAGUGCGACCCAAUCCAAUGUGGCUGUUGCUCGCCAGACCUCCCGUGCUCCUGUAGACCUUGUCACGGUGCUUGAUGUCAGCGGCAGCAUGGCAGGCACGAAGCUCGCCUUGCUGAAGCGGGCAAUGGGGUUUGUGAUUCAGAACCUCGGUCCCUCCGACCGUCUCUCAGUGAUUGCCUUCUCAUCAACUGCCCGCCGGCUCUUCCACCUCCGCCGUAUGUCAGACUCCGGCCGGCAGCAGGCACUGCAGGCUGUGAAUUCCCUGACGUCGAGCGGUGGGACAAACAUUGCGGAAGGCCUAAGGAAGGGCGCCAAGGUGAUGGAAGAUCGCAGGGAGAAGAACCCAGUCUGCAGCAUCAUAUUGCUAUCCGAUGGGCAGGACACGUAUACCGUCUCCGGCAGCGGUGCGGCCAGCAUACGGCCUGAUUACCAGUCCCUCCUCCCGUCGUCCAUCCGCGGCGGUGCUGGCUGUCAGAUUCCGGUCCAUGCCUUUGGGUUUGGGAUGGACCAUGACGCUGCAUCGAUGCACUCGAUCUCAGAGACAUCAGGCGGAACUUUCUCCUUCAUUGAGGCUGAGGGCGUCAUACAGGACGCAUUUGCACAGUGCAUCGGUGGGCUCCUCAGCGUGGUGGUGCAGGAGCUGCAUGUGGCGGUGGAGUCUGUGCACCCGCGCGCACCCAUCAGUUUGAUAAAAGCAGGCAACUACACCAGCUGUAUAUCGAGUGAUGGGCGCACCGGCUCUAUUGACGUUGGGGAUUUGUAUGCUGAUGAAGAGCGGGAUUUUCUAGUGUCUAUUAAUGUUCCCGCCAGUAAUGCAGGUGAGGCGGGAACAACGCUGGUGAAGGUGGGGUGUGCGUACAGAGAUCCUGUCUCGAAAGAGAGGGUGAAUUUGGACGGCCAGGAUGUCAGGAUCCAGAGGCCAGAAGUUGUCAGCGAACGGUCGGUGUCCAUUGAGGUGGACCGGCAGAGGAAUCGGCUCCAAGCUGCAGAGGCAAUGGCUGAAGCGCGGGCUGCAGCCGAGCGGGGCGAUCUGGCUACUGCUGUGACCAUCCUCGAGAGGCGGAGGAGAGCAUUGUCGGAGUCUGCAGCGGCUCGUGCUGGCGAUCAGCUCUGUGCGGCUCUCAACGCUGAGCUGAAGGAAAUGCAGGAGAGAAUGGCAACACGGCGUGUGUACGAGGCGUCGGGCCGGGCAUACGUGCUGUCGGGGCUGAGCUCGCACUCAUGGCAAAGGGCGACUGCACGUGGGGACUCGAUGGAAGGCACGAGCCUCAUGCAGGUAUACCAGACGCCGUCGAUGGCCGACAUGCUCGCACGGUCGCAGACGCUGGGGCCUGGCGGGCUGCCCCAUCCACCACCGGUCCGUCCGGCUCGGUCAUUUCCGGCUCAGCCGCAGCCAAGGUAAUAUGGAUAUUCAUGGAAAUAUUCUUAAAUCCCAAUUUUUAUAUUUCCACUCAGUGCCCUUUUUAUUUUCAUUUUUUUCUUUUGGGUGGGGGGUAAAAUGGAGAAAGAAAAAGAAGAGUUUUUACAUGGUGGGUAUUUUCCUGUCUUGUAAAUGAAAUAAGUUGGGAUUUUGGAGGUAGAUUUUGAGGGUUUUUUUUUUUCUUUUUUUCUUUUUUAAUUUUUU